AUGACACACGAAAGUAAUGUCAAAUCCAUCUGGCGCAGCUGGGCUGCGUCUCCUCGCCCUUUCCUUGGCUUGUUCUUGAUUUCACUUGUCUCCCUCGUAUUCUUUAAUCAUUUCGUGUUCGAUACCGACCCGAACAAAUGUCAAGCAUUGGUCUCGGAGGGACAGUGGUACAACGGGAAAAGUUGGCUGAUUCCUGGUUGCACCACGAUACCCUAUGAUGGUAAACAUAUCAAACAAUGUGUGGGCAACGAGACGCGCCGAUUCACGCUCAUUGGCGACCUCCAUGUGCAACGGCUAUAUUUCCAACUUGGCAGGCGUCUUAAGCAUGACAUCGAGGUCCCGGACGACCGUGAACAAGAUCUGUCGAUCUCCAAAGACAAUAUCACGGUGCAGUAUUUUUACGAUCCACAACUGAACAGAAUCAGCCUCAUCGACAGCUUUGCUUCCGAACAUGAGCAGGAAAGAAGGCCGCCGUUGCUGGCAGUCGUCGGCGCAGGCAACACCUAUGCGGAACGGGGAAUGGCUGAGCGGUAUGCGGCCAUAGUCGGUGAACUGGCCUCGAAAUAUCAGACGUCCCCUGCAAAGGGUCUUUUCACCCACGAACGGGGACCCGGCGACCUUGUCCUCUUCACUCCUGCUGAAGAACCGUACAAUAAUGGGAGUACGAAGAACGAACCCUUUCACGAGCUGAAUACCAAACUGGAGGCGCUGGAACAUGUCAACAUACUCUGGAGCUUUCGCGACAUGGUCAGUGGCCGUCAAGAUCUGUAUAAGGCGGAUGGGCCGCGCGUAGCGGACAAAAUUAUCAAGAAACGCGUGGACUUGCUGCUGAAUUUUCGGUGCAAUGCGAAAGUGGGUAGCAAGAUGAACUCCAACAACAACGCCAUCUGUUGCGGAGCCUGGCGAGGGCCCAACUGGAUACAGAUCGCUCUUCUUCUGCUCGGUUUUGCCAUACUGCCCCUGGUAACCAUCGUUGACUUCAAGCUGCAACUCCUGUCCGACUCAGCGCGGCCGGUAAUGCGAGCAUUUUGUGCAUUGACCGCUGUGCUGGCUUCUUCGUGGAUCGCAGAUCGGACGCACAUCUUUGAGCACGGAACACGUCUGGGGCUGGUCAAACCCACUCUGUUCUUGAUGAUCAUCGUCACAUUCUUGAUUGGUUUCGCGACAGUUCGCAGAAGUGCCAUCAAAUCCAAGCCUGGCGAGGCACCACAAAGCCAGCCGUUCCUGCCACGCGACCAAACUGACGAGUGGAAAGGCUGGAUGCAAGCUCUGAUUAUCAUCUACCACUACAACAAAGGCUGGAAAUUACCCCCUUUCUGGGAGGUCAUCCGCCUCAGUGUGGCAUCCUACCUCUUCCUCACUGGCUUCGGACAUACGGUAUACUUCUUGCAGAAGAAGGACUAUUCCCUGAAGAGAUUCUGCAACGUCAUGAUUCGUACGAACCUAUUACCCGUUGCAUUGACCUAUGUGAUGCGGACUAGCUGGAUCUUGUACUACUACCUGCCUUUGUCAACCUUCAACUUUCUGGUAGUGUACGCUACACUUGCGAUCGGACGCCGUUACAAUGAGUAUGUCCUUUUCCUCUUGGCGAAGAUCACAACAGCGGCCGUACUCCUCAAUACGUUCCUGAGUACGAAAGACCUUCCCAGAACUGUGGUCCACUUCUUCCAGCUUACAUGCAAGAUGAGGUUCGACUCUGAUGAGUUCUUUGGUCAUCGCGUCGAGCAAGAUAAGUACAUUGUGUUCGUUGGAAUGGUCACUGGUAUGCUCUACAUCUACGUUCGGUCUACAGUGGAAAAGCACGAGCAUACGGGCAGAUUUAACAACGCUUUCCAAAAAGCUUGGCCAGUACUCAAGCCGUUCUCUGUCGCAACUGCCGCCCUAGCUCAGGUUCUUUUCUGGUACUGGACUGCGAAACACAUCCCGAACGAGAGGCAUUGGACAAAGCUGCAGCCCUACUCCACAGCAUUACCGAUUCUAAGCUUCGCUGUCUUGCGCAACGCCCAUCCUGUACUGCGUAACUGGCGUUCUGCUGCGUUCGCCUGGCUUGGAAGAUAUUCACUGGAGAUGUACGUCCUGCAAGAUCAUCUGUGGCUCGCGAACGAUCAGGAGGCAGUGCUUCGCGCCGGUUUCUUUCAUGGAAACGAGACAUUCUUGGCAGACAGGUGGCGAGACAUCGUAUUGCUUACACCGCUCUACUUGGUUGCGUGUAGCAUUGUUGGAGAUGCUACAGGUGUCAUCACCAACUGGUUCAUCAAGGAGGAGCCAAUAACGGAGCGUGUACCAGCAGCCACAAGUAGACCACUUGAGGAGGUCGAAAUGGGUCUUCUCGCCAAUGAGGGCAUCGACACAAUGCCCGAAGCAAGCACAAGCGAGAAGGCAAGUGGCAUACCGACGACGUGGAUCGGCGGAGAUUUGAAACCAUACCGAGUCGGAAUAUGGCCACGAAAGCUCAAACAUCGAGUUUACCUUACACUUGGGAUCUUGUGGACACUGAACAUGACGUACACAUGAUUUUCUGGGAACUAUUUGGCUAA
Messenger RNA from Cercospora beticola, 2537 nucleotides. RefSeq lists its product as uncharacterized. Lineage: Eukaryota; Fungi; Ascomycota; Dothideomycetes; Mycosphaerellales; Mycosphaerellaceae. The record is from RefSeq and is a predicted model, not a curated record.